CCCGGCGCGCUCUCGCAGGGGGCCAGACUCUCCGAGGCGGUGCCGCAGGAGACAGAGGGACUGCUGGAGCGGAGUGCGCCGUAGCUUUCGCCCGAACGCCAGCGCGGAGGACGUGAUGUUGGGGCUCUCUCGCCAGCUGCCUUGGGCCGCCGCCUGCCUGGCCACGCUCUGUGUGCUGACCGCGGCUCAGAGCCCCUCCCCGGCCCCGAACGUGACUGUGAUCACGACUUUAGCGACCACCACCAAGACAGUUCCGACGACGGUGACGACUCUUGCGCCGGUCACCAUUCCAGCACAAGAAAUCUGUGAAAACCGCAGCAGCUGUGUUUCCUGUUUCAAUGUUAGCCUUGAUACUCCUUGCUUUUGGAUAGAAUGUAAAGAGAAAAGCUACUGUUCACAUAAUACAACAGUUAGUGAUUGCCAGGUGGUGAAUGGCACACAGUUCUGUUCUGCACCCGAGCCCACUCUGAUGCCAACGAAUUCUACAGCCAGAACCACCACCCUGCCUGCCUCUACGACAGCCACCACCACGGCUACUACAUCAGGUACAACUAAUACCACUUUAACUCCAACUUCGCACCCCGGCCGGAAGUCUACCUUCGAUGCAGCCAGUUUCAUUGGGGGGAUUGUCCUCGUCUUGGGUGUGCAGGCUGUAAUCUUCUUUCUCUAUAAAUUCUGCAAAUCGAAAGAACGAAACUACCACACUCUGUAAACAGACCCAUUAAAUUAACAAGGACUGGUGUGCAACUCACUGAAACCAAAAUAUUCUCUUUCAAGAUGUCCCACAGGGAAGACGCUAUUCCGGGAUCUUUACAUGUUCAAAGGAUGCAUAUAGGAUACUUGGGAGCAUCGUCCUCGAAGAAAAGUCACUUAGGUCAUUUUGCUCAACAGGAAUAUUUCAAAUACUCUGCAUGAAUCCUUGUGGCUGUCUUCUUUUAUUUUAAAUGGCUGCUGCUGUGGGAUUAUGUUAUCUCUUCUUGACGUACCAAAUGUAAUUCUGUAAGUGAGGGGAAGCAUCGUCCUGCACAGACAACCUCAUGACUCUUUUGGCAGUUUAAAUUUAGUCAUUUUAAAGCCUGAAAGCUGCAUUAUUGUCAUCCUAUCUCAGGAUGUAGUUUAGUGACCAGAAUUGAGAAGAAUGUGCCAAAUGAGCAUCAAUCGGGUGGACUUUGGCUGUCCUUUCAAAAGUGGAAUAAAUCUAUAAAUUUAGUAUCCUUAGAGUAACAUUUUGUGCUUGAUGACAGUUAUUUUUUCUACAUUAGAAAUAAGAUGCCACACAGGGAAUUACAUUCCAGAUUUAAAGAAACAAAUAGGAUACAAACCGUUAACAAAUAGCAGGUUAUCGCUCAUAUCUGUAAAGCACCUUAAAUCACUGAGAAAAUAAAGAACAGUGCCUUAAAAGACAGACUGAAAGGUAGACUGUAACUUCAGAUGUUUGUGAUUUGUUCUUUCCACAUUAGGGAAGGUAAAAGUUGGUCUGAUGAUGUAACUUGAGCUGUAGCAAACCUGCUUUUAGUAGAUACCAUACUGUUAGCAUUUAAUUGAAAACUUACUAUUUUAUUUCAGACCUGAGCAAGUUAAGCUAAAGGAUGUUCUACAAAGUUGAAAGCCUUCGUAUAUUGUACUUCCCAACAUUUUUCUUAGGCUGUUAAAAAGUAUAAAGUUGAUGUACUUACAUUUUCCUUUGUGCUUCACGAAGUAUCCUGACACUGUUAUACCUUGAAAGGAUUUUCACCAAGUUUCCUUGAAAACUUUUUCAAUGAGGCAAGAAGGAAAUCAGUUGUUUUAGGGUCAUUUACUAACUCUUGAAUGAGACAAACAUUUUAAGUUUUGAGACCAGAAAUGUGACCAGUGUAAUUUCAGAAAAUCUAAGGAUUUUCACUUGAUUGGAUUAAUGUAGAUUUUUGAUGAUGAUUGCGCGGAUAGACAGGUGGUGCUCUCUCUCCCCUUUCUCCUCUCUCCCAUCCUUUCUUCUGAGUUUCAAUUCCUGUAGUGUAAUAAGCAUGCAGACUACAGUUUUUUGUUUUAGUUUUCUUAGGAAGCACUAGUUUUUUUAGUUUUAGAGGGAUACUUCUCCCCUGCCUUUGACAUAUUGGAUUAGUUCAGAGGUUUUCAUUAGUUUUAAAAGAAGCUUUUGCUUUUGUAGGUCAUUAAAGUUUUUUUUUAGUUUCUUUAGCCUAUAGAGGCUGAGUUUAGCACUUGGUUUUCAAAUAUUUUGUAGUAGGAACUGAUGAGUUGCUUUGGUCCAUUUCAUAAGCCAAAAUUCCUUGCAUUUAGAUAUGAUUAUAUUCAAGGUUCUUAAAAUGAAGAUUUUACUGUUUCUUUGUUACUGCCAGUACAGCUAAAGUUUGUUUUACUUGCACAUUUGUACGUACACUUAAUGUUUUCAAGUGCCUUAAUUGUUUAAAAUCUCUGGCUUCAAAGGUUUUUGGGAAUAGGUAGGAUUUACCUCACAUUUUUGUGUUUUCAUUAGUAAUAUUCUGAUAUCAGUUCUAGGAACCUCACAGAAAUUUUUAUUAUGGUGCCAUGGCUGUUUUUAGUGAGUGCUGUAAGAUCCAAGAAUCAUUUGAAAAUAUACAGAAUAUCCAUUUCUCCCAAAGUGGCAAAAUUUAGCUACAGUGGUAUAUAAUUAUUAUUUGCCUAGAUGCGAAUACCUUGUCACACAUAAAUGUCAAUACAUACAGCAAUUUUUGUGAAAAUGUAGCUGAUGAAGCUUCUCCUCUUCUCCUCUUCUGUAAUUCUGAAUACUGCUCUGACAACAAAACCGUAAUAUGAAACCAGUUAGAUUUUGCAAGAAGAGCUCUUAACAACAGAACUCAUGGCCUUCCACCCCUCCCCCUUCCUUUAGUAUCUUGAGCCAUUUGGGUUGGUUUGUUUUUUUUUAAUCCAGAAGGUAUAUAGAAACCUUUUCAGAUUUUUCUCUUGAUUUGUUCAUGUGGAUGUAGUUCUAUCAAAACACCUGAUUUUACCUUACAGAUAUUUGUUGCACAGGCAGACGCUGCUGUAUUUAGAAAUUCCUAUUUCGGUUCAUUAAAAACUGCAAAACCAAUCUGUAUCAUGUACCAAACUGAUUUAAAAUAAAUCUACAUGUUUAUUGAAUUAA
Molecule: messenger RNA, 3103 nt
Organism: Callorhinus ursinus (northern fur seal)
Lineage: Eukaryota; Metazoa; Chordata; Mammalia; Carnivora; Otariidae
Gene: CD164
Product: CD164 molecule
Cellular component (GO): lysosome; endosome
Source: RefSeq, a predicted model, not a curated record